AUGUCUGAUUUCCAGUUACAAAUUCUUCGCAAACUUGGUGAUUUGGGUGAGAUUCCCUCUACGCUUCAAGUUUUCCCUGACGUAGACCCACAAGACGUUUUAUCAGCGCUCAACUCUUUGAAAGCACAUGGGAAAUUAGAAUUCAAAAGAUACGAUUCAAUUCUUUACACUGCUACCGAUGAAGGUAAAGAGAUCGUCGCACAUGGAUCCCACGAAAUAAAACUUUUACAACUGAUCAACGAAUUGGGUAAAUUGCAAAUCAAAGACGUCCCAGCUAAAUUAGGUUCUACCGGUAAGGUGGGACAAGCCAGAGCAUUCAAGAAUGGCUGGAUCGUCAAGACAAAGGAAAACGAAUUGGAACCAAGCGAGAAGGUUAAGGGCCAAUUACCUGCUGACGAAACUCAGCUGGCCAUUACUAAAGCUGUUAAUGGUGAAAAGGUGGACGAUAAAGUAGUAACAGAUUUGAAAAAGAGAAAAUUGAUUACCCCAAAGAAGCAGACCGAUUUUUCUGUUUCUAAAGGUGCUGAUUUCUCUUUGGAAGUCGCUAAACCUGAGACCGAUAUUACUGCGGACAUGAUCGUUAGUGGAUCUUAUAAGAAUGCGGAUUUCAAACCUUACAAUUUCAACUCUCAAGGUAUUACAGUCAAUUGUGGUUCGUUGCAUCCAUUGAGUAAAGUUAGAGAAGAAUUCAGACAAAUUUUCUUCGGUAUGGGUUUUACAGAAAUGCCAAGUAAUCAAUAUGUGGAAACAGGGUUCUGGAAUUUCGAUGCUCUUUACGUGCCACAACAACAUCCUGCUCGUGAUUUACAGGAUACUUUCUACAUCAAAGAUCCAUUGACUAGUGAUCUCCCAUCUGAUAAGGCAUAUUUAAAUGAUGUGAAAGCUGUUCACGAGAACGGUAAAUUUGACUCAGUUGGUUACCGCUACACUUGGAAGGAACAAGAAUGUCAAAGAUUGGUGCUAAGAACUCACACAACUCCAACUUCCGCUAAUAUGUUGCACAAGUUAGCAGCAAACCCAGGUCCUGCCAGAUUAUUUUCCAUCGAUCGUGUUUUCCGUAACGAAGCUGUUGAUGUAACUCAUUUAGCUGAAUUUCAUCAAGUGGAAGGUGUUUUGGCCGAUUAUAACAUUACAUUGGGUGAUCUAAUUAAAUUUAUGGAAGACUUUUUCGCCAAAAUGGGUGUUACAGGUCUAAGAUUCAAACCAACUUACAAUCCAUACACUGAACCAUCGAUGGAAAUCUUCUCAUGGCACGAAGGUUUGAAGAAGUGGGUCGAAAUUGGUAACUCAGGUAUGUUCAGAGCUGAAAUGUUGGAACCAAUGGGUCUUCCACGUGACUUGAGAGUUCUUGGUUGGGGAUUAUCAUUAGAGAGACCAACAAUGAUUAAAUACAAGGUCCAAAACAUUAGAGAAUUAUUGGGUCAUAAGGUCUCUCUAGACUUUAUUGAAUCUAACCCUGCCGCUAGAUUAGAUGAAGAAUUGUAUUAG
This is a messenger RNA of Zygosaccharomyces rouxii, 1488 nucleotides long. It is a transcript of the gene FRS2, whose product is annotated as phenylalanine--tRNA ligase subunit alpha. The coding region runs from base 1 to 1488 and encodes 495 amino acids. The transcript has a single exon. Gene Ontology annotation, biological process: phenylalanyl-tRNA aminoacylation. Gene Ontology annotation, cellular component: cytosol; phenylalanine-tRNA ligase complex; cytoplasm. Gene Ontology annotation, molecular function: tRNA binding; phenylalanine-tRNA ligase activity; ATP binding. NCBI's taxonomy places the organism in Eukaryota, Fungi, Ascomycota, Saccharomycetes, Saccharomycetales, Saccharomycetaceae. The record is from RefSeq and is a predicted model, not a curated record.